AUGGCUGCCACUUCUUCCUUUGGCGACGACGCUGACCUCAUGGUUGCCGACGACCUGUACUUGAUAGCAGUUUGCCAAGGAAUAAGCCAAGCAGACGCCACCGGGCUCAUGGCGAUAUCCGACGAGGAGUACGCCGCGGAACUCCAGCUCCAAGAGCUCCUCCUCCUCCUCUCGCCUCCGCCACCUCUUGCAGUUGCAGCCCCUGCCACCGGGGAAGACGACGCAACUGCGGUGGCAACUUGCAAGAUCUGCCUGGACUACGUGCCACCGUCGCACGUGCACCACGCAAGUCGCGGCUGCGCACACGCCUUCUGCACAGCCUGCCUCUCCGGCUACAUCAGCGCAAAGACCCAAGGCGGCCGCAUCUCCGACAUCAAGUGUCCGGGGGACGGGGAGGACUGCUGCAACGUCCUUGACCCCGAACUCUGUCAAGGCAUCAUAUCCGGCGAGGCUUUCGAGGCCUUGUGCGCCGCACUGUGCAUGUCCAUGGUGGAGGGGGCCGGCAACUUUUGCUACUGCCCCUUCAACGACUGCUCGGAGAUCUUGGUGGACGAUCGCGGCGGCGACGUGCCGGAGUCGGAGUGCCCGGCGUGCAGGAGGCUGUUCUGUGCACGGUGCGGCGUGCCAUGGCACGCUGGCAUUAGCUGUGCCGAGUAUGGGCAAUUAGCACCUGGGGACAAGGGGAAGGAGGACUUAGUGGUGCUGGAGAUGGCCAAGGGGGAGAAGUGGAAGAGGUGCCCCCAUUGCAAGUUCUUGGUCGACAAACGCGAAGGCUGUGUGCACAUAACUUGCAGGUGA
This is a messenger RNA of Miscanthus lutarioriparius, 798 nucleotides long. The record is from the annotation of a GenBank genome assembly. Lineage: Eukaryota; Viridiplantae; Streptophyta; Magnoliopsida; Poales; Poaceae.